Molecule: messenger RNA, 1284 nt
Organism: Rhodotorula toruloides NP11
Lineage: Eukaryota; Fungi; Basidiomycota; Microbotryomycetes; Sporidiobolales; Sporidiobolaceae
Product: peptidase A1 family protein
Exons: 9
Coding region: 1-1284 (427 amino acids)
Biological process (GO): proteolysis
Molecular function (GO): aspartic-type endopeptidase activity
Source: RefSeq, a predicted model, not a curated record
AUGCCUGCCCUCUCAGCACUCCUUCCGCUCGCUCUUCUGCCCGCCGCCUUUGCCGCGCCCGUCCAGCCCUCGCCACAGGCCGUUCACCUCGCCGGCUCGUCGCCCUCGUCGAACCUCCCUCUCGAGCAGCUCGUCAAGCGGGACUUGACCAAGCUCCUCAGCGCUCGCCAGCCUGUCAUCGAGGCCUCGUCGAACAAGAAGCGGAGUAACACCGUGCCCAUCACGAAUGUCAUCGCGAACGGACUCCAGAGGUUGCAGACGUUCGCGGGACCGCUGAAGGUUGGCACUCCCGCCCAGCAGCUUCCCGUCCUCUUCGACACAGGCUCGUCCGACCUCGUCCUCCUGUCCGCUUGCCUCGACGGAUGCCCGAACGGCUACUUCAAGGCGGACGCUUCCUCGUCCUUCGUGAACACGACUGACGAGACCGCCGAUGCGUACGGCGGCGGCGCGGUCCUGUACGGAAACGCCGCGUACGAGACCGUCCAGAUUGGCGACAUCACCGUCAAGAACCAGCGCUUCCUGGCUGCCACGGUUGGCGAGCUCACUGGCACGACCAACGCUGCGGGCGUGAUGGGUCUCGCUCCGAUCGUCAACCCUUACGCAGGCGUCGGCGGCGACUCGAACUGGCUCCAAGCCGCCGUCGCAGCUGGCUCGCUCCCCAGCAACGAGUUCUCGCUCUACUUCGGCCGUACGGCUGGAGCGGUGUCGGAGCUUGUGCUCGGCGGAGUCGACGCUGCGCAUGUUGAGGGAGAGGUCGUGUCGAUGCCGAGUGCGCCGGAGGGGGCUUUCACCUGGGGCGCCAACGUCGCCGGCACUUUCGUCAAUGGCAAGGAGGUCGACUCGACCGGCAUGGUCGCGGUUGUCGACUCUGGCACCGAAGUCAACUACUUCCCUCGCGCCGUCGCCGCUUCGAUCUAUGCCCAACUCAACGGCACGCUCCAGAACACGGAUCAACAAGCGGUCAUGGGCGGAGUCUACGACGUCGACUUCUACACCUUCCCGUGCAACUCGUCACUCCCCGUCGGCUUCUCCUUCGCCGAUGCGUCGUCGACCAGCCCGAUAUACAUGAAGCCUCAGGACGUCGCGUGGUUCACGUACUCGCGCUUGCCGAGCAAGUCGAAGGGGACGUGCGAGGGAGCUUUCGUCGGCGUCGACAUCAACUACCCCUUCACCGAGACGCCUGCCGCUCUCCUUGGACUGCCCUGGCUCAAGUCGUUCACAUCCGUCUACUCGUUCGGCGCCGACGGCAACUCGCCCUCGGUCUCGUUUGCCGCCAGCAAGUAG